Molecule: messenger RNA, 3070 nt
Organism: Lytechinus variegatus (green sea urchin)
Lineage: Eukaryota; Metazoa; Echinodermata; Echinoidea; Temnopleuroida; Toxopneustidae
Product: ATP-binding cassette sub-family B member 9-like
Exons: 1
Coding region: 152-2530 (792 amino acids)
Biological process (GO): transmembrane transport
Cellular component (GO): membrane
Molecular function (GO): ATP hydrolysis activity; ATP binding; ABC-type oligopeptide transporter activity
Source: RefSeq, a predicted model, not a curated record
UUCUAUAGGCGACAUUCCAAACAAACAACUCUUUACAAUGAUUUAGGCAAUUAAAAUUGAAAUGAUUAGUAUAUUCAUGCAAAUCGGAGUGGAUGACCACUAAAGGAAGGAUUCUCAUUUGGAUUGCUCUGUAGUUCAAGAGUUUCAUCCCAUGGAGAGGGGAGAAAUAAAAAUGAAGAUUUUAGCAUAUGCAGGGCUUCUGCUCAUAGUCAUAUUUAGCACCGCGGAUGUCUUUUUUGGCUUUGCCUACUACCUUCAUUGGAAUAAAUACGAACUCUUCAGAGACAAUGUAGUUAAUUACAGCUUCGUGCACUCAAUGUUUGACUUUUGGCUGUUCUCAAUGGUCAGAGUGUUUCUGCUCUUGAGCGCGGUCUUUGCAGUUAUCACCGACCGGCCAGACGCUUUGAAAUACAUAAGUAAGUCCAGAUACCCCGUCGGAGUACUGAACAUACUUAUGGUCCUCUACACUUUGGUCAAAAUCAUGUUAUAUACUGAAUAUCUGGAUGGCAACCAUGAUGAUGAUCCUUGGUUCUUGACUUUAGGAGCUUGGACAAUGAUGGCAUCACUUAUCAUGUACGUCAUAUGGAUAAACAUUCUGCAGGAGCCGUUUUACCCUCUUAGGACCAAAAUGGCCUUGCUGAAGCCUGAUGCUGUCAAAUCAACCAGUAAAGGAAACAUAGACGGGGAAAGAUCUGAAGACUGUUUUGAAAGACAGAGUUGCCACACCGAUGAUGACAAUGACGAGGAAGAUGAUGAUAAAGUUAUAGGGAAGGGAAAGAAAUCUGUCAAGUGGUAUUCCGUGUUUGCUCGAUUGAUAUCUUUCUCCAAGGAAGAUUGGCCAAUCUUGCUUGUUGGUAUCGCCGCCCUCAUAUGCACUUCCGUCGGCAGCACAUUUCUCCCGCUGUUAGCAGGUCGGGUCCUUGAUGGAGUUGUUCAAGGAAAAGAUGCGGCUCAAUUUUAUAAAUCCAUUGUUCUGAUGACGGUGAUUUCCUGUGAAGUGGCAAUAGGCAAUGGAGUUCAAAGUGGAUCCAUAAUGGUCGCCAUGGCACGUCUCAACCGACGAAUCACAAACUGCCUCUUUGAUUCCAUUCUGAAACAGGAUAUGUCGUUCUUUGAUAGAAAUGGAACAGGGGCAAUACUGUCGCGUCUGACAUCGGACACAAUCACCAUGAGUGAUUCCCUUGGAAGCAGCGUCAGAAUAUGUCUCCGGAAAACCUUCCAGAUCGUCAGCAACACGGUGGCUAUGGUAAUUCUUUCAUGGAGACUCUCUGUCAUCACUGUAAUCACUUUAAUUCUGUUGCUAGUUAUCUCAGACAUCGUGGGAAGGUACUAUGAGAGGCUAGCAAGAAAGGUACAAAGCACUUUAGCCAAUGCCAACAUCGUGGCUGAAGAGACUGUGUCCAACAUAAAGACCGUUCGAAGUUUUGCCAUCGAAAAAGGUGAGAAAAAUACCUACCGUGAUAGAUUGGACGCCGUUUAUCAUUUGCGUAAAAGGGAGGCAGGCGUGUUAGGCUUGUCCAAAGUGAUAGUCUCGGCUUGUGAAUUGUUAGCGUUUGUAGUGGCCCUCUUUUACGGAGGCCAUCUGGUUCUCAACGGAGUGAUAAGUGGUGGAAUGCUCUUUUCUUAUGUAUGGUAUCAACAGAAGAUUGGAAGAAACAUCGAGAAGAUUUCUGACGGGUUUGCCCACCUGAUGAAAGCAGCUGGGGCUUCAAGGAAAGUGUUUGAAAUGAUUGACUCGAGUCCUAAGCUUACGAAUGAAGGUCGUCUCACACCAAGGGAGUUUAAGGGCCAUUUGGAAUUCAGGAACGUACAUUUUACCUAUCCCUCCACAGCAUCUCCCCGGGUGUUAGAAAAUGUAAGUUUUACCGCAUCACCAGGAGAAGUGGUUGCUCUUGUUGGUCCCAGCGGCGGGGGCAAAAGUUCAUGCGUUAGCCUCAUAGAACGUUUCUAUGAACCUACCCUUGGGGACGUCCUGAUAGAUAAUAUCAGUGUCAGGGAGUACGAUCAUACAUACCUUCAUACACAAAUGGCUCUCGUUGGUCCAGAACCUAUCCUCAACGCAAAAACAAUCAAGGAUAAUAUUUCCUUUGGCCUUGAUAAUUGCAGCAUGAGUCGCAUUCGUAAUGCUGCAGAACAAGCCAACAUCCACGGCUUCAUUAACAGUCUCGUUAAAGGCUACGCGACGGAAAUUGGCGAGAAGGGUGUUCGGUUGUCAGAGGGUCAGAAACAGAGAGUAGCCUUAGCCAGAGCCUUGUUGAGGAACCCCAAGAUAUUGCUCCUGGAUGGUGCCACAAGCGCUUUAGAUGCUGGAAAUGAACACCAGGUCCUGGAUGCGAUCUUCAAAAAAUUCAAAUGCCGGACCCUCUUGAUUGUUACUAAUAAUCUGAGUGUAAUCGAGAAGGCUGAUCGCAUCGUGGUCAUUGACAACGGGAGGGUGGUCGAGCAAGGUUGCCACCAAGAACUCAUGAGUGCUAACAGUCAUUAUGCUCGGCUUGUCCGAUGUAAACUCCACAACAUUUUACAGAAGUGACAACUUCAAUAAAUAAGAUGAUGCAACUAGAAACUCAAGAGGACUGAGAAGUUGGAAAUUACCAUUUAGUCUACACCCACUAGGUCUACUUUCCGGGUCUACAUUACACUCAAUCAAGAAAUUGAAUUGAAAUUGGAUUGAAAUUGAAUUAAUCAAUUUCACAUUGCACUAAUACAACUCGAAUCUCAGGAGGACUGAGAAGUCGGACUUGUGGUACACCAUAAGGAAAAUUACUAUUUAGUCUACACCCACUAGGUCUACUAUCCAGGUCUACAUUACACUCUGUCUCAUCCCACGUGGUCUACCCUACUUUGUCCACAACCAAUUCGUCUACUGUCAGCUGGCCAAAUUAGCAUCUUGUUUGACACCACUUAAAGGUAUUGUUUAACUUUGUGAGCAGCCGAUUUAAAAAAAAUCUCAAACCAAGAUGAAACAUGUGUACCAGUGCAUGCAUUGGAACUGAUAUUCCCUGAAAACAACCAUUAUUGAGAAUGAAAAGCUAAAACUACUAGGCAAACCCCGAUUUUGUAAAUAGGCGUC